AUGAUCUCAAUGACCGCUGUGCCGGAGCAUAUCUUUGCAAUUGUCAUGGACGCUGCGGGAGACGAUCUCCGCAAUCAGGCAGAGCACGCUCAGCCGAUCCAACAAGCAAUUCAUCGUUUUGAUGAUCUUCUAUAUCAAGGAAGGUCCUUUCCAGUCUUGGAGAAACUGAAAGCUUGGGAGAAGAUCCAACGGGAGGAUCUCAGCAAUCUUUGUGCUCGUUUUUUUGCUGACGGAGCUCAUGUGGAGGCCUUAAUUCUGGGGAACCUGACAGCUGAAGAUGCCAAGCAGUUGUCUGCAAAGCUUGUGACGGGGCUGCAGCUUUCAAAGCCAUUGCAAAGCUUGCCCUAUCGUGCAGAAGCUUCACUUCCAGAAGGUUCCACUUUGUGGGAGCUGGACAGUAUGGAUGUAGACGACCCGAAUCACGCUGUGUUGCUAAAACUGCAGCUGCCUAUUGGCCUAGAAGAUGAGAUGCUUGCGAUGCUGCUCGACAAGGUGCUCUCUGCCAAGUUUUUUGAAAUCCUCCGAACACAACAGCAGCUUGGAUAUAUUGUGCAGAUGGCAGCCUCAGUGCCGCUGAAGUCCCCCAUGAUAGUAGCCCUGGUGCAGACGGAGUUUCUGCCAGACUAUGUCAGAGGCUGCAUUGGAAAGUUCAUGGAGGAACAUUUUCACUUUGUGGAGGAAUCCUUAGGUGCAGAGGAGUUUGAGGUUUGCAAGAGCGGACUCAUCUCCCAGCUUCGAAUGAAGCCAAAGAACCUCAGGGAGGAGGCCGCACGCUUCACUUCACAGCUGCACGAUCGCACCUUUGAUUUUGGACGAAGGGAAAGAGGUGCCCAAUUCGCGGAGACAGUGACACUGGCCUCCUUCAAGCGCUACAUCCGGGAGACAGUGAGGAAAGCACCGCAACUCUACGUCCAAAUCAAGAAAGUCCUGGACAAAGAAGACAAGCCACUGCCAUCGAACCCGAAUAGCUUCCCAGAUCCAGAGGGGCUGAGGCGGUGGACCACGUACAUGGAAACAGUGGCUUCCUUUGGGGCUUCUGCGAAGUGGGUUCCUGUGAAUUCCGCUGUUGAUGCCCCUGCGAAGCUGUGA
Molecule: messenger RNA, 1089 nt
Organism: Durusdinium trenchii
Lineage: Eukaryota; Dinophyceae; Suessiales; Symbiodiniaceae
Source: the annotation of a GenBank genome assembly